Hydractinia symbiolongicarpus is the source of this 1149-nucleotide messenger RNA. RefSeq lists its product as uncharacterized. The record is from RefSeq and is a predicted model, not a curated record. Lineage: Eukaryota; Metazoa; Cnidaria; Hydrozoa; Anthoathecata; Hydractiniidae. The transcript has 2 exons. Bases 410 to 1060 code for a protein of 216 amino acids. Gene Ontology annotation, molecular function: nucleic acid binding; zinc ion binding; hydrolase activity, acting on acid anhydrides, in phosphorus-containing anhydrides.
CCAACGGUUGUAUGAUUUUUUGCCACUGGAUUUAACAUUUUCAGUCGCGUCUGUAACAGCUUCGUAGUCUAACGAACCAAGGGAUGAUUCUUGCUGGAAGUCAGUUGGUUGUGGGCCUAAAAUGAAUAAAACGAACCACUAUGUAAUUGCGAAUUUUGACCAAAAAUUAAAAAUUUUCAAACAAAGAAAGAAACUUCUUCGCAGGUAGGUAUAACAAAAAAAAACAUCAAAGAGAAAUACUUACUUUGUUCCCUAGAACUGUUUGAAGGUGUUUCGUCUGAAGUUUUUUCCUUUUCAGCGGCCCUUUGUUGAGCUUCUUUCUCUUGUAAUUUAGCUAACUUCCUGAUGUAAGACAUUUUGAAAGCCGGGAGAUAAAAAAGGAAACAGCUAGAAAAGAAAAGACGUCCAUAUGGCUUACAACAAGACGUUCGAGUUUACAGCUGCUGUCAGAGGAUUCCAUUAUUAUAAAACUUAUUGGAAACCUGAGGAAAAUCAAUCACUGGACUGCUUUCAUGAGAACAACAAUGUUUUCGAUAGAUUUGCAAUCAAAGUUUGUGAAUUCGGAAAUGACAAACCAGUUGGCCAUUUACCCAAAGAAAUCUCAAGGGUUACAAAAUUUCUUCUGGACAGAGGAGCGUCUAUGAAAUCCACGUUGACAAGUGUACACUAUCGAAGAUCACCUCUCGUUCAAGGAGGCUUGGAGAUCCCCUGUAAAAUAACUGUUACUUUACCAGGGACAGUAAACAAUCUUUUGGUUCUUGCAAGAUACCAACAACUUGUAGAAGCCUUGUAUACAGAGCCGAAAGAGGAAUUGAUUCUUGGUUCGUUCUUACAUAUUGCAGUUAUUUUAGAUGUCGUGGUUCCAACCGAAGAGAGACCAAAGCGUAAAAAAAAUACAGCCAAAAGCCAAAGCAAAGAGACGAAAAAGCAAAAAGAUAUUCGAAACUUUUUUGGAAACACCUCAGCUGCACCAGCCCCAAAAAGGCAAAAAGUUAACAACAAACCUAAAAAGUCGUCACCAUCGUCAAGCAAGGACUUAGAAAUCAUAAAUAUUGAUUAAAAAUUAUCUUGUAUUAGAGGUUUAUUAUGACAUAAUAUUUCUAGCGCAAAGGUAUAUUUCUAAAAGAUAUAAAAAAUUGAAAAAAAGUU